GUGAACGCUCGAACAGGAAGUUGUAUGGGCUUUAUUUUGGUUAACUUCACACUGAUUUCCUGGUUCAAGCAGCGCUCCAGGCAGCCUUCUGUUAAUGCAACGGUCUACACCACUGGCGUAAGGUGUUGGAGGCGCUCUUCAGGCAGGCAUGUCAGGCAGAACCUCCCCGCCUCCAUCUGUGGAGGUUGUGGGAUCCGAAGCGUGUUUCCCCCCUGGAUACAAGCCUUUCAAACCCGAGGAGCACGGCCUGGAGCGCGGGUUCCGUCUCACAUCCUUUUCGGACAUGAAGGGAUGAGGCUGCAAGGUCCCGCAGGAGGCUCUGCUCAAACUCCUGGCGGGACUGCAGCCGGACCAGGCCGACAUGACAGGGAAGGCCGGGGACCAAAUAUCGGAGUUCCACCAACAGUUGCCCGGACCCCGUCUCGGUGUAGGAAUGGACUGCUGUGUGAUUCCCCUGAGACACGGAGGGCUCUCACUGGUCCAGACCACAGACUUCUUCUACCCUCUGGUGGAGGAUCCCUACAUGAUGGGCAGGAUAGCGUGCGCCAACGUCCUCAGUGAUCUCUACGCCAUGGGCAUCACCGAGUGUGACAACAUGCUAAUGCUGCUGAGUGUCAGCCAGAGGAUGAAUGACAAGGACCGUGAGCGGGUGAUGCCACUUAUGAUUCGAGGCUUUCGAGACGCAGCAGAGGAGGGUGGGACGUCCGUGACGGGUGGCCAGACGGUUAUCAACCCCUGGAUCAUCAUAGGAGGAGUAGCAUCAGUCGUGUGCCAGCCCAACGAGUUCAUCAUGCCGGAUGGUGCUGUACCUGGUGACGUCCUGGUCCUGACUAAACCUCUGGGGACACAGGUCGCUGUAAAUGCUCACCAGUGGCUUGAUCAGCCUGAAAGGUGGAACAAGAUCAAACUAGUUGUCACCAAAGAGGAAGUUAAAGAGGCCUAUCAGGAAGCCAUGUUCUCCAUGGCAACGCUGAAUCGCACAGCGGCGGCCCUAAUGCACAAGUUCCAGGCCCACGCUGCAACAGAUGUGACAGGCUUUGGGUUGUUAGGGCACGCCAACAACCUGGCAACACAGCAACAGAAUGAGGUGGCCUUUGUCAUCCACAACCUACCAAUCAUAGCCAAGAUGGCCGCCAUCAGUAAAGCCUGUGGAAACGCGUUCAGCCUGCUUCAGGGCAGAUCAUCAGAGACUUCUGGUGGGCUGCUGGUGUGUUUGCCCAGAGAACAGGCAGCCAAGUUUUGCUCCGAAAUGAAGAGCCAGAGCUCUGGCGUUGGAGGCCAGGGAACAGCGGGCGGAGCAUGGAUAAUUGGAAUCGUAGAGAAAGGCGACCGCCACGCUCGCAUCAUUGACAAGCCUCGUAUUAUUGAGGUUGCACCACGAGGAAGUCAGGCAGCGAAUCAGGAGAACAGCCCUGCUCCCAGCCCUAAUUUGUCAUAGACACUGCCGUCCCACACGAUGAUGUUGUCGACAGGGUCAUGUUUCCAGUGGAAGAGGACAAAGGCAGCACACACUAUUAUUUGUCCAUCUUUGAGCGGAGCUGCUGAAAUAAGGCGUACCUUUCACCAUUUUGUUAAUCAGUGUAAAUUAAGGUAGUACGUUGUACUGCCCCAGCUCAUCUGCUUUUAUUUAGAUAUGCACUCCUUGCAGUUCCUUUUCUAUCUCAUAUACACAUCUGCCUUUAUAAAAUGUAUUUAAAUACAAAAAUGUUUUCUGGAAAAAAAAGUCUUGAGGAAACAUUCCAAAACAUUCUGCCCAAAGUCAGCCAAUAAUGAAAUUUGAGUGUAAAUGUGUAUGUUUGAGAGAGUAUUUUAUUGUUUGUUUGGGUUGGUUUGCAUUGGAAGUUGAUGAUGUUAAUGUCUUAAUGUGAAUGUAUCAUGAGGAAAGAGAGCUUACCUGUCCUGGCACCUGGCUCUGCCCAUACAGCACAGAGGAAGGCUUGAGCAGCUUCCUUUGGACCAGUUGGGUGGUGGUCAGAAUGUCUCCGUGUCAGCUGAUCGGUUGUCCAGCACUGAGUCCUUCCCACCCUUCCUUUGUAUGAAGCUCUGCUUUUUAAACCCCAGCCGACGGGGGCGGGCGGAGUGGAUGUUUGCCUUUGGAUUGGGGUUGGACUUUGCUGGAGGUCUAAAGCUGUGUUUGUAGAGUUGCUUUUCACAAUCAAUAAAAGCAUCACCAACUCGGA
This is a messenger RNA of Monopterus albus (swamp eel), 2180 nucleotides long. Its product is annotated as selenide, water dikinase 2-like. Gene Ontology annotation, biological process: L-selenocysteine biosynthetic process. The transcript has 8 exons. The coding region runs from base 362 to 1438 and encodes 358 amino acids. Lineage: Eukaryota; Metazoa; Chordata; Actinopteri; Synbranchiformes; Synbranchidae. The record is from RefSeq and is a predicted model, not a curated record. Gene Ontology annotation, cellular component: cytoplasm. Gene Ontology annotation, molecular function: selenide, water dikinase activity; ATP binding.